AUGUCCUCUGGCCGAAACGCUCUGACCACUAGAACUAUCACUCUAGACCAAGUCCAGCAUCUUGGACUGUCAUCUGAAGAAGCUUCUGUAUCCAAGAAGAAGUCGAUCAUUUGGAAGGAUUUUGGUGUGUACUUAGAUAAGAAACUAGACUGGCAUUUGGACCAGGACUUUGUGGAGAACGCCUCUGCUAGCCCCACUGUUAUCUUAAACGUUCUUUCUGACUCUUCAUACCUCUCGCAGGUGGUCAAGUUUCAAAUUUGUAAUUCUUGCAAGCGUCCCGUAGGCGAAGAUACCAUCAAAACCCACUACACACGCUGCGUUGAAAUGAAGCAGAAAAGACUGGAACAAGAAGGCACCACAAGCUCUGUUGCGCUGAAGAAGAAACGCGGUAGAGCUGGUAAUUCGUUGCUUGAUGUCGAGAACUCAUCGGUGAACUCCUCCAGAGGUGCUACACCAGCUCCAACAAGUCCAACUUCUACUUCCUCUGGUGCGAUUGGUCGCCCUAAAAAGAAGUACAAGAAGUCCCAAAUGCAAAAGGAGAAAGAGGCUGCCAAUGCUGCUGCUGCCGCCGCUUUGGCUGCUGAAGCUGCUGCCAAUAGAGCGCAGAACGCAACUGCCACUAAGAAGAAGAAGUCAGUCAAACCUAAACCGGUGACUGUCAAUAAGUCUAAGGGCCCUGUUGAUGUUGAGAAACAGUGUGGUGUGGCAUUGUCUCUGGGAGGGUUCUGUGCUCGUUCAUUGACUUGUAAGACACACCCUAUGGGAGCUAAGAGAGCUGUGCCAGGAAGAAGUGCACCAUAUGACGUAUUGCUCCAGAGAUACCAAAAACGGAAUCAGGCCAAGCUAGCUGCAACCAAUGCUUUGGCAGCUCAGAGACGUGAGGACGCUCAACUCUCGGGUGUUACCAUUGAUGAUGACGAUGGAGCUAUGAAUAUUGUUCUUGACCCAGAUGAGGAAACACAAUUGGUGCUCGAAGGUUUGUCUAAAAACUCCCCUUGUCCGCUAGAGCGAAAAGUUAUGGUCUCUGUCAAACACCGCCAUCGUUUCUUGUAUAUGAGAGAAGCAUAUGCUAAUGCCCUUAUCACUAAUGGCCCUGCCUCCGCUGAUGCACUUUCUCUGUCUGCUGAUCUCAAGUUAGCCAAUCAAGCUAUUUCAGGAUCAAUGGGUGGUUUACAAGGUCGUUGUGCACUUGUUAGUGUGGAUCGUGCCUCGGAAGGCAGUACACAAAGCUAUGCAACAAUAGCCGGUGAAUUAUACUCCGUCCGCGCACCCCUGAAAGCAGUGACUAUGACAGCUCAGUAUAAUCAACACCAGCAGCAGGUCUUCCAACAACAGGUUUUAAAGUUGCAACAGCAACAGCUUCUUAUGAGACAGCGUCAACAGCAGCAACAGCAACAACAGCUGCAAACUCAAAAGGCUUAA
Molecule: messenger RNA, 1422 nt
Organism: Australozyma saopauloensis
Lineage: Eukaryota; Fungi; Ascomycota; Pichiomycetes; Serinales; Metschnikowiaceae
Product: deubiquitination module subunit
Exons: 1
Coding region: 1-1422 (473 amino acids)
Biological process (GO): regulation of transcription by RNA polymerase II; RITS complex assembly; regulatory ncRNA-mediated heterochromatin formation
Cellular component (GO): SAGA complex
Source: RefSeq, a predicted model, not a curated record